Cladophialophora yegresii CBS 114405 is the source of this 975-nucleotide messenger RNA. Its product is annotated as ubiquitin carboxyl-terminal hydrolase L5. Gene Ontology annotation, cellular component: cytoplasm. Gene Ontology annotation, biological process: ubiquitin-dependent protein catabolic process; protein deubiquitination. The coding region runs from base 1 to 975 and encodes 324 amino acids. The record is from RefSeq and is a predicted model, not a curated record. The transcript is spliced from 3 exons. NCBI's taxonomy places the organism in Eukaryota, Fungi, Ascomycota, Eurotiomycetes, Chaetothyriales, Herpotrichiellaceae. Gene Ontology annotation, molecular function: cysteine-type deubiquitinase activity.
AUGGCGGAAGAUGCAGCGAGCGGUGGCUGGAGCACGAUUGAAUCCGACGAAGGCGUAUUCACCUCCUUGAUCGAGCAGCUGGGGGUCAAGAGAGUGCAGUGUGAAGAGCUAAUAUCGUUGGACGCUGAUUCGAUACGGGCUUUGAGUCCUGUAUAUGGCGUGAUAUUCCUCUUCAAGUGGAUCGGAUCAUCGUCUGAGAGCAGAGCCGCGCCGCAGGAUGGCACAUACGACACAAGCGCAGUCGAGGAGGACGGGCUCUUCUUCGCGGCGCAGACUAUUCAAAACGCCUGUGGCACGCAAGCUGUUCUCUCCGUAGUGCUGAACAAUGACACAUCGAGCACAUCAGCUGGAGGAGACGCAAUUGAUAUUGGGCCAUCACUACAAGAGUUCAAGGACUUCACGACGGGCUUCGAUGCAGGGUUGAGGGGCGAAUCGCUGUCCAACUCAGAGAUGAUCCGCACGGUGCACAACAGCUUUGCGAAAUCUAGCCCUUUUGUCGAUGAGUCUGCACGCGACCCAAGCGCUGCAUCCGACGACGUCUUUCACUUCAUCGGGUAUACAUGCCAUAAUGGCAAACUGUAUGAGCUUGAUGGACUGCAGCCAUACCCCAUAGCACACGGUGAUUGCACGCCAGAUGAGUUCCCAGACAAGAUCAUUCCUGUGUUACAACGGCGGAUUGAGCGAUACCCUCCUGGAGAGGUUCACUUCAACCUGAUGGCCAUAUGUGAGGACCUCCGUGUCAAAGCGCACGAUUUUAAUGAUGGUGAAAUGCUUGAGCGGGAGCAGCGGAAGCGGGCGCAGUGGGAUUUUGAGAACGCGCUGCGGCGACAUAAUUUUGUCGGCUUCACGGCCGAGAUUCUCAAGGGCGUGGUCGAGAUGAAGAUCAAGGAGGGCACUUAUGGUACGUGGAUCGACGAGGCGAAGAAGACCACCGAGAAGCGACUGAGGGACAGGCGGAAGCAUGCCGAUGCAUGA